UUCUUUGCUGUAAUGGCUCUUGCCCCGGUGAGGAAGGAGCAUACGCCAGUCUUCGAUUUACUAUUAUUACUAUAGAACUACGCGCAUCCAACCAACAUGGCUGAUGCAACGCGACUUUUUAAAGCGCGACAAGUCUAUGGUCACGAAGUGCAGCGUGAGCUGAGAAGGGAAAUCAGCUGUCAAUUUACUCGCCAACUUCUUCGUCGUCAACUUUGCCGUGAUAUUUCGCUCGUGCGGAUAGUGAAAACAAUUAUCGCGAACAUGUCUAUGCGACCAGACGAUCACAGAAGAAAGUGGAAUCGGGAAGAGUACGAGAGGAUCGCGCUUCAGAGACUGCAGGAUGAGAUCGCGGAAGAGGAACUGGGACUUCCCAAACAGCCGGCAGUUAAGAGGGAAUUGCUGAAGCAGAGAGACUACAAAGUAGAUCUCGAAUCUAAACUGGGAAAGAGUGUCGUAAUCAAUAAGAACACACCUUCCUCGCAAACUGGAGGAUACUACUGCAAUGUGUGCGACUGUGUCGUAAAAGAUUCUAUUAAUUUCUUAGACCACAUUAAUGGAACCAAACAUCAACGUAAUCUUGGCAUGUCCAUGAAGAUAGAAAGAUCCACAUUAGAUCAAGUUAAGGCUAGGUUUGCACAAAACAAGAAGAAACUCGAGGAGAAGAAGAAAGAUUACGAUCUGGAGCAGAGAGUGAAGGAGUUGAAGGAAGAGGAAGAAAAGAUUAAGGAGUACAGGAAGGAGAAGCGGAAAGACAAGAAGAGGAAGAUCGAAGAGAUAUCGGAGGAGGACGCGGGACCCUCGGACGAAAUGGCCGCUAUCAUGGGAUUCUCCGGUUUCGGUUCGAAAAAAAAGUGACAAACUGACGAACGUUCGUGAAUUCGCAUCUCACUGCUACUUGAAACGGUGUUCUUCCUUGAGAAAUAUUGUGGUCAAUUUGUGAAGAAGAAGUUGGAAAACCAUGUAAAUGACACGUAGUUUUAAUUCCCGUAUCUUCGGAAUUUUAAGGAAGCGUGCGUUGUUUGUGUCUUUUUCAUUUUUCCACCGUUGUGUUUCGAGUGUUUCAUAUUUAUUCGAGACGAGAGAGUAAGAACGAAUGCUAUUUUUUUACAAAUAUCCGACCAAAUAUCCACGAAACGCGAGCUUUGUACACAGUAUAAUAUAUAACUUGAGACUCAAUCAAAGUUUAAUUAAAGAAUCAUUUGUGCACAAAAUAAACCGAGUGUGUAUAUAAGGAAUUUUAUUCUCGAAAUUAUUUGUGAUGACGUCACAGGAGAAUUGUGUAAAUACGUUGCGGAUAUAUGAGAAUAAAAUUUACUAAUUCAUUUAA
Pseudomyrmex gracilis is the source of this 1327-nucleotide messenger RNA. Its product is annotated as zinc finger matrin-type protein 2. The record is from RefSeq and is a predicted model, not a curated record. Gene Ontology annotation, biological process: mRNA splicing, via spliceosome. The transcript is spliced from 6 exons. Bases 97 to 855 code for a protein of 252 amino acids. Gene Ontology annotation, molecular function: zinc ion binding; nucleic acid binding. NCBI's taxonomy places the organism in Eukaryota, Metazoa, Arthropoda, Insecta, Hymenoptera, Formicidae. Gene Ontology annotation, cellular component: spliceosomal complex; U4/U6 x U5 tri-snRNP complex.